CUGGCAGGUACUGUGUAUUUUAGAGGACCUUGGAUCGGCAUGCACUCUGUGUUUUCAUUCAUACAUCUGGUAAUCAAAUUGGCAGGUGAGACAAACAAAACCUCGACAGUUGCAAGUGGCUAUAAUAAAUCGGCCAUAUGCAAGAAAUACCAGAAACACAACUGUCUAAACCUGAAAGAAACCCUGGGAACAGCCAGUGCAUCGCAGGACAAAUGAUGAGUUCAACUGCAAAUAGAGAAAUGAAAGCAGAGCCGGAGUUCGGGAGCCUGUCCCUCGCAGAGGAGCUGCUCCACUUGAGAGCGCGGGUUCAGGAGCUGGAGAGGGGGAAGGCUCAGAUGGAUGCUGAAAAUAGGCGGCUCAAAGAUCUACUAGUCAAUGAGAUCCCAUCGCUUCUUGCUGCCAUGAAGCAGAGCAUAUGCGGGAGCACCGCAGGAAGGGAGAUGAGCUCUGAGCUCGUGACGUCGCUUUCCCCUGGUGAUGCAUUUCCGCACUCGGUUCCAUCCGGCCGGUGCCACGUGGAUGGUGUUGGCCUCCUCCAGGAUAUCCCUUCCGGCACCGACUAUUCGGAUGGCGCAAGGUUCAUGCAGGCCGUGUCACGUGGCUCGGGAGGACUGGAUGGCAACGGUUUUGUCAUCGCCGAGGAGGACAGCGGCACGCUGUGUCCCGUCGUCAUCGGUGACGAGGACUGUCCCACGUGCCCCGGCUCGGCCUGCAGCUCGCCAGACUUUGUCCCGGUCAGGGAGAUGGAGCACCUGCAUGUGACGGGGCACGGUGGCAGCCACCUGCGCCAGGUGGAGGUGUAUCCGGGCUCCGGCGUGUUCUGUGACGCACGGGCCUGGCACUCGGCCAUCAAGGCCCACUCGCCCACGGCGAUGGCACGGAUGCUGCUGCUGGGCGUGUUCGACAUGGACACGCUGUUACAGAGCAACUUAAGGGGAGGACGAAGUCGGAGGCCCACCUUCCCCAACCACCGUACCGGUCUGGAUCCCCACAAGCUGGACGCCAUAUACAAUGCUACCUUGGCGAGGUUCCCGUUGGCCAGGAAGGGCCAGAUAGGCACCGGGAUCAACUCCAAGCUGUCAGAGAUCCGAUUCCGGUCGAGGAGAGCCAACCAGGAGAGGAGAUACUUGUGAGGGAACUAGCUCUGGUAGAGUGUGAGUAAACUCUGCUUUGUGGUUUACGGUGUCCCACAAAAAUGGAGCAUAUGGCUUCGUUGGCUGGCUUCUGCCCAUGGACAGGCUCUGAGGCGGGCUUUUGGGCAGGAUGUAGGAACAGAAAUCAGUGGCUGAGCUACAGGAGGAAUGGUCGCUAUCUUGGCCUGGCUGUCCGCAUUCAUGGACCUCAUUCAGCACCGGUCACUAGUUAUUCCGGGUGACUUCUUGACACACCACCUCCACUUGACGGCAUGGAAUAGGAAGAGUUCGGUCUCUUAUGAAGAGCAAGUGGGCCGUCUCCCUCACCUCCGUUCAGUUUUCUGGGGGUAUGUGAAACUUGACUGGUGCUUAUCCCUGAUGUUGCCCACAGGAGACUUGUUCAAUGGCUCCGUCGCUAGCCCCGAUCGUCCUCUACCCGCAAUCCCUGGCAGGCAUCAAUCUCGGCUCGGUGGUGUCAUCGCCGCCCCACAUCGUGGCUCUCCGGGCACUAAAUGUCUCAAGGAGGAGGAAGGGGAAAUUAAUUCAUCUUCAUUGUCUUUAAACGGUCUGCAAUUUAUCUUUUUUCGUGAACGUGAAUAGGGAGACCCCCUAUGAGCAAUGGAAGGGAGGCUAGUUGGGGGGUUGGUUUUCCCUCAUGUUAUUUCAGCUGCGGACACAAAGACCUGCGUCAAACAUUGUUCCUGACAGUCUUUGACAGCGGGGAAAUAGGGCUUCUGUCUGCAUGUGAAAAUGGAAGCCCUGCUCUUCGUGCUGCCAAGCAGAUUUCUCUUCUGCCCAGACCAUGAAACACGUAAUUGGGCGAAUCAUUUGGAAUGAUGAAUGCAGGUGAACGUGUGCCUUGCUGACAUUCUAAGUUCUAAGCUCAUAAAAUUGUAAGUGCUAGUUACUUUUUACAGUGACCUACAAAAUCAACAGAUUGCAGAGCCCCGGAAAUAAGUUUAAUAAAAAAAAAAAAAUUGACACUCACGGUUGCUGAGCUGAAUUUUCUGAUGUCUGACUUUAUAUGGCAUAUUCUGUAACCUUUAGGUCAUCAGCGGUGAAAUCGGGCAAGUUGCUCAGUAUUAACUGUGUAUUAUUUCUCACUCUGUAACGGCCAAUUGAAUUUUAAGUUAUUAUAUAGUACCGAAAGGCAUUGAGGUGUUAUCUUGUAAGAAGUGAUCCAAGAAUUCAUAGAAAUGCUGAAGCCUGUAACUGCAAAACUGCCUGUAAAAUUGGAUGUAUAAAAAUUCAAGAUGACUUGCAGUUUGAGAAGUUAGCCACUUGACUGAAUUGUACGAAAGACGUGUUAUUGGAGACCGGUCAAUUCCAAAUGCAUGAAGAGAUUUGCCUUAUUCGGUUGCUUCUCAUAACGCAUUUUGCAAAAAAGCCAACUUUAUGUUUUUCAUAAUUAGUCGUCUGUUUAUGUUGACACAAGCAUUUAUGGCAGGAAGGUUAUUAGAAAUGUGA
Scleropages formosus (Asian bonytongue) is the source of this 2600-nucleotide messenger RNA. RefSeq lists its product as uncharacterized. NCBI's taxonomy places the organism in Eukaryota, Metazoa, Chordata, Actinopteri, Osteoglossiformes, Osteoglossidae. The coding region runs from base 138 to 1133 and encodes 331 amino acids. Gene Ontology annotation, molecular function: DNA binding. The transcript is spliced from 5 exons. The record is from RefSeq and is a predicted model, not a curated record.